This is a messenger RNA of Monoraphidium neglectum, 414 nucleotides long. RefSeq lists its product as hypothetical. Bases 1 to 414 code for a protein of 137 amino acids. Gene Ontology annotation, cellular component: photosystem II. The record is from RefSeq and is a predicted model, not a curated record. NCBI's taxonomy places the organism in Eukaryota, Viridiplantae, Chlorophyta, Chlorophyceae, Sphaeropleales, Selenastraceae. The transcript is spliced from 4 exons. Gene Ontology annotation, biological process: photosystem II assembly; photosystem II repair.
AUGAUGAUCUCCAGCUCAACGCGCGCGGUCAGCGUGCAGCAGCAGCGGAGGCCCGCGGCUGUUUCUGCCCGCCCGUCCCGUGGCGCAGUUGUGGUUCGGGCAUCCCAGGCGGAGCCCACAGCGUCGCGCCGCCAGGUCGGCGGCACCGCCGCCGCUGUGCUGCUGGCGGGCGCGCUCUCGGCCGCGGCCCCGGCGCAGGCGUUCCUGGGCUUCGGCGGCGACGGCGCGCAGGCGGCUGAGCAGUACACCAAGGACACGAACGACGUGCUGCAGCUGGUGAGGGACGCCGUGGCCCUGCCCAGGGACGCGCCCGACCGCGAGGAGCGCGUGGCCGAGGUGCGCAAGGGCAUCAACACCUGGGUCGCCAAGUACCGCCGCAACGACAAGUUCGCGGGCAGGCCUUCCUACGGGUGA